UCGUAGUCAAGUCAUUGUGAUCUAAAGUCUCAACCAAACUUGUCAAGAUGUUGUUCAGCUGCUUUGUACUGCUACUCGCAUUUGAUUUCCUGUCUGCAGGACGAGUGCCGCAACCGGAAGAACGCAUUAUCGGAGGAAGUCCCAUUGAAAUCGAACAGGCUCCCUGGCAGGUUUCCUUACAAUUUCAAGGAAAGCAUUUAUGUGGCGGCUCCAUUUACAGCAAAGAUAUUAUAAUCACUGCUGCACAUUGCAUUUUUACAUUGGAUGAACGACAACUUGAGGCCGAAGACUUUGAAAUUCGCGUAGGAUCCGCAUUAAGCGAUUCCGGCGGAAGACUUAUCAAAGUUGCAGCCAUUAAGUCCCACGAGUCUUUUGACAUGGGUUCAAGUACCGACGACAUUGCUGUGAUGCGAUUAAGUGAACCGCUGGAGUUCAACAACAAAGUACAGUCGAUUCCUUUGGCCGAGAAGAAUCCAGCUGUUGGAUCGCCCGCAUUCCUUUCUGGCUGGGGAGCCAUGGCGGAGCCCUACUUUAUGAACUAUAUAUAUCCUAGAAAUCUUCAAGGCAUAUGGCUCCAGAUUUACUUGCCGGUCUUCGCUGAAAAACUAUUUCCCUCACGUCAGAAUGUAAUUUACGCCGGAUCUUUUCGACAAACUCCUUGCUCUGGCGACUCCGGUAGUCCUCUCGUUGUAAACCAACAACAAGUGGGUGUCGUCUCAGGAGGUCCGGAGUGGUGCAAUGGUUAUGCAGAUUUCACCAGUGUCCCUUACUACCGGGAAUGGAUUUUAAAUGCCAUUAAGUCUAUUUCAUAAAAUGUACAAAAGUAUACACAAUAAAUACAAAUUCAACAUGGCAGGCUUCUAAAGCAAACUUUUAAA
Molecule: messenger RNA, 878 nt
Organism: Drosophila suzukii
Lineage: Eukaryota; Metazoa; Arthropoda; Insecta; Diptera; Drosophilidae
Product: trypsin alpha-like
Biological process (GO): proteolysis
Molecular function (GO): serine-type endopeptidase activity
Source: RefSeq, a predicted model, not a curated record